AUGAGCACAAAUAGCACCCACCUCCACCCCGAGUCCGCCGCCAUCGGCGGCGCCACAGACUCAAAACAUGGACAACAACAACAACAACAUCACCAAUUCGGCCACCACACCUCCGCCUCCUCAGAAGACGUCCAGCACAUCAUCGCCGAUGCCCGUGCGCGGGGCGAAGCGCGCGCAGCCGCAAAAUACCCUUCCGCCUCCAGCAAGCGCGCCUCCUCGCCGUGCCCGUCGACGACUUCACACCGCUCGACCGACAGCGCGCGGCGACGGCGAGAGGCGGAAGACGGGUACAACCCGAUCCAGUACGAGUACGAGAAGAAGGGCGGGUUCAGGGACUGGUGGCGGAGGCAGAUGCUCGACAUGAGCCCGCACGGCGCCGCAGCGCUGGUCGAGGCUGUCGGCCAGGGCUUUGUAUCCGCGUUUGGACGUCUCCAGCGAGCGGGCUAUUGA
This is a messenger RNA of Diplodia corticola, 450 nucleotides long. RefSeq lists its product as uncharacterized. The transcript has 2 exons. The record is from RefSeq and is a predicted model, not a curated record. NCBI's taxonomy places the organism in Eukaryota, Fungi, Ascomycota, Dothideomycetes, Botryosphaeriales, Botryosphaeriaceae. Bases 1 to 450 code for a protein of 149 amino acids.